This is a messenger RNA of Nymphalis io (European peacock), 1029 nucleotides long. RefSeq names its product lipopolysaccharide-induced tumor necrosis factor-alpha factor homolog. Gene Ontology annotation, molecular function: zinc ion binding. The transcript has 3 exons. The record is from RefSeq and is a predicted model, not a curated record. NCBI's taxonomy places the organism in Eukaryota, Metazoa, Arthropoda, Insecta, Lepidoptera, Nymphalidae. The coding region runs from base 51 to 521 and encodes 156 amino acids.
GUUCGAUAGAAGACGAAUCGUGUUUUUGAGUGUUUGUAAAAUAAAGAAAUAUGAAAAACACAAUAGUCGACUCGCAACCUUACGCACCACCUCCUACAGAUCCACCACCGUACCCUGGCCCACCUGCCGGAGCAAAUUACCCUGGACCACCACCUGGACCGAAUUACAAUGAUCCGACAGCUGGACAUAAUUAUCCUGGCUACCCAAUAUCAAGUCAGCCACAAGUUACUGUUCAUCCAUCUAACACCACAAUGGUCCACGGAACCACAAUAUAUCCAGCUGUUGUUAUUACAAACAAUAUGAGCCCAAAUCCGUCACCAUAUGUAUGUAGAUCAUGUAACCAACAAAUUAUAACCAGGGUUGAAAGAACACCUUCGUUGAGAACACAUUUGUUUGCGCUAAUGCUAUGCAUUAUUGGGUGCUGGCCCUGCGUUUGUCUUCCGUAUUGCGUGGAUACUUGCAAUAACGCUGAGCAUUAUUGUACGAAUUGCAAUGCGUACGUUGGAUCAUACAUCGGAUAAGAGAGAAGGAUACUGGAUCUUUACCACCUGAUAUAUAUAUAUAUUUAGUUUAAUAAUACUUAAGAAAGCUGGAAACGCAACACAGUAACAGCAUUCCAUAUGAACAGGUGGCACAUUUGCUCGUCACUCUACCUACUAUAAAAAAAGUCAAUCAAGCUGACAUUACCGAAUAGAUUUUUAAAUCCAUAAUUUAACGACUCCUCAUGAUUUAACUAAUCACACAAUGUGCGUGUUGUGUGCACUUGCAUAUUUAUAAUAAUACUUAAGAAAGCUGGAACCGCAACACAGUAACAGCAUUCCAUAUGAACCCAUAAAAAUUUGUUAAAUUAUUUUCGUAGUAUCCAUGUAAAUAAAUUUAAAUACACGAAUAUUUAAACUUAAUUACAAUAAUAUAUGAAUAUGAUUAUACACGUACGUUGAUGAUAAAAUACAUUAAUUUACAUGUAUUUAAUUAAUGUUUUUAAAUAUAUACUGUAAUCUAUAAAUUGAUUUGAUAUGACAAAUGUAU